AUGGCCGACCUUACCCCAGCUCCGUCACUGUCGCGAGGAACAACUCUUGCUGCGCGCCGUCGCAGGAUCGCCAACGCCUGCGACUUUUGCCGCGAGCACCGCGUCCGCUGUGAGGCCGCCACCCCGUGCCCUCCUUGCCUGGCCAACAAUGUCCCUUGCCGUCGAUCUCGCCCGGUGCACACUCGAAAGUCUCCCCAGAAGACAGCACAGUUAGGAAGCAAAAAUGAAGUUCCUCGCCAGCACUUGGGAGACCUUACUCCAGCGAGUAACCAUUCAGCGGCGGACCCUUCGGCUUCGCCAUCGCCAUCGACAAAUCUGGCAUGGACCUCACAUAAAACAGAUUCCAUCCUGGGCUUCAUUGCCCGCCUCAACUCGUUUUGCUCUGGAGUGUCCCAGCUGUUUCCGGACGGUCCAGCGAGCAGUGCAGACAAUCUUCCUCUAGACCAGAUUUCGCCCUUUCCCUCUCGUGUCCCAGAGGGAACGCGCAACGCGCAAUGUGACUUAUCCCCAUCUCAGAUGCAGCAUCUAAUGAGAAUCUUCUGGCAUCGCCUUCGACCACUCAUGCCGAUAGUGGAAUGGAAAGAUCUGGACAUCGCUAGUCAGCACACCCCUUUACAAGAUGCCAUUACAGCAGUCACUCUGCAAUACAUCCAUUGCUCCGGUCUUCACUCCAAGCUCGUUGGUCUCAACUGGCCACAGUUCCAGAUCAGGCAAUCACCCGUGGACAUGCCGUACUUCCAGCGCUCCCUGUCCGCCGUGACCCAGCUUGCGACAUUCGCCGGGCCCUCCCUGUCCGCCAUCCAAUGCUACUGCUACUUGACUGUGUACCUCCUCGAUUUGGGACACCACCAGGCGGCGUAUAACAUGGUAGGCCUAGCUCUGCGCAUCGCCCAGUCCCUCAACUACAUGGACGGACGGCAUCGCGGACAACAGGUCUGCCAGCUGUUCCGGCGUCUCUGGUGGACGCUGAUCCACCUUGACUAUCGCUGCUCACGAUACGUCGGCAAGCCGGUUACCACUAAUAUAGAUGAUCUGCUGUAUCUGAUGCCCAGCAGAGAGCCGCAGGAUGUUCAUCUGUCAAAUGGCCUGCUGUAUCAUACCGAGUCGAUCCGCCUGACGGCCGCAGCUCUCGUCGUGAACGAGGCCAUAGGCCACCGUUCGUUUCUGGACGGGGCAGUCGACCCUACACAACUAGAAGAACGAGCAGAGACCUUGUCAAACCAUCUCCACUAUAUCGAGGAGUGGCGCAAGGACUUACCUAGAGAUCCAUCCUUCGCAAAUAUUACAACUAUCCACAUCAACACACUGGUGAACUCUCCAGACCCCGAGUCCUCCAGCUUCAAUAACGACCUCACAACCCAACCACCACCACUCACCAUCCUAACCACCCUCCUCCACCUCCAAUACCACAACACCCUCAUGACCCUCCACCGCGUCUUCAUCCAAUUCCCCACUUCCCCAUCCCCACUAGAACCACACCCCAAAGCCAACGCCCACGCCGCAACAUCCCUACACCACGCAAUGAGCAUGAUCAAAACCACGCACGACCGGAUGACCAUAACCGACUCCCUGCACGGCCUCUCCGAGCUCUACCAGUACCAAUGGAACGCAGCCAUCACGAUCAUCGGGUUCCUGCUCGCAUACCCGUUCUGCCCCCGCUGCACAGCCGCACGAGAGCACCUGCUCCUCGCGCUGGAGAUCUUCGAUGCAGCCGGUGCCGAGAAUUCGACUGCGCGCCGGGCUGCCGCGUUGACAAGGGCUCUGUGCGGGAAGGUCGAUGCGCUGGUUCAGAUACUCCGUGGCAGUGGCCGUCAGCCCAUGGCUCCAUCUGUCCCCGGCUCAACGGGUUUGAUGGAUACGGAUAGCUCGCCGUCGCGAUCGCAGGAUCAGAGGGCCGACCUGAGUUCCCGCUCCAGGUGCCCUGCUAUUGCUGCCCAUACGGCUGGUGAAGGGACACCGGGACGAGAUGCACUUCCAGACGCCGGCGAGGAACUCUGGCCUUGGGCGGACUUGAUAAAUCUGGAUUCCUGGCCUGACUACUGCGAUGGGGUUAGUGAGGUGUUUCUGGAUCCCGCUGCCUUUAUGGAUGGUGCGGCGUUUGGAACCUUGUAA
Aspergillus mulundensis is the source of this 2112-nucleotide messenger RNA. RefSeq names its product putative transcription factor. The transcript has a single exon. The coding region runs from base 1 to 2112 and encodes 703 amino acids. Gene Ontology annotation, molecular function: zinc ion binding; RNA polymerase II cis-regulatory region sequence-specific DNA binding; DNA-binding transcription factor activity, RNA polymerase II-specific. Gene Ontology annotation, biological process: positive regulation of transcription from RNA polymerase II promoter by galactose; DNA-templated transcription. Gene Ontology annotation, cellular component: nucleus. The record is from RefSeq and is a predicted model, not a curated record. Lineage: Eukaryota; Fungi; Ascomycota; Eurotiomycetes; Eurotiales; Aspergillaceae.